AUGGAUGUUUUGAAGAAAUACCAUGAAGAGUUACAGACAAUGUCCAUGCGGAGGAAUUUUUUUGAUGCAACGUUCAGAGGCAUUGGAACCACUGGAUGUGACCGACCAUCGGACCACCCCCUCCACCACCUUGUACGACUUAGCAUGCUUUUCAAUAUUAAAUUUAUACAUGACACAUUGCAAGUUCAUUCAAAUAAUGAAAUCCAAACACAUGUACCAAGUUUGGAAAAAAAUGGAAGAAAACACAACACAAAAAUAGUAGCAGGAAAUAAAACACUCAUGACAGAAGGGCCAGAAUUAGAAACCUGUAUUGUGUAUGGGGCUGCAGUCUCCAUGUGA
This is a messenger RNA of Sphenostylis stenocarpa, 339 nucleotides long. NCBI's taxonomy places the organism in Eukaryota, Viridiplantae, Streptophyta, Magnoliopsida, Fabales, Fabaceae. The record is from the annotation of a GenBank genome assembly.